CACGGACGUGCUCUUGAUCGGGAGUGCAAUCGGAAGAAGAGUUAUUGCUCAGCGAUAAUAAAAUAAAACGACGGAAUUAUUCUACGGUGAUAGUGAAACGUUCCCUUCUCGGUUUGCCAAUGUAAAACUGACCCCUGGUGUUGAACGCAGCAGUUCCGCAUCUAGCAUCAAACGACGGGAGACGUGGCCAGCAGCAGAAUCUGGAAUUGCUGACAAAUACGGGACGCGGCUGAAACAUAAUGUCGCGUGUGCAAGUAUUGUACGAUUUCUCGGCGGAGCCCAACUCGGCAGAGAUCACCAUCACGGCGGGCGAAAUCCUGUCGGUCACAAGUACCGACGUCGGCGAAGGAUGGUGGGAAGGCACCAAUUCCCGCGGUCAACGCGGUUUGUUCCCUGCUGCGUAUGUGGAAGUCCUGCCGAACAAUCCGGGACCACCGCAGAUGCCACCGCCACCGUUGAUUCCGGCGGUCAAGCAACAACCACAGCAGCAGCAGCAACCACCGCAGCCGCAGCAGCAAGCACAACAAGGGGGACAUCGGUACGAUCCGACAUCGGAUGAUUGGGGGGAACAGCAGGACGAUUGGGAUGAUGAUUGGGACGACGAUAAUGAUACGUAUUCGGAAAUUGGUCCAGCGAGUGGUGGAGGAAAACCGGAAGCAGCAGCGGGAAGCGCCCAUAAUCAGAAUGGGAAUUUCCAAAACAGUAGUUACUAUGCAAAUGCCAACUUGCCGGCACCACCUGCCGGGGUGCACAACAAUGAUGGGGAUACAGUUUCAAUUAUGACGGUUGGCGGAACCAGAAGAACGACAUCGUCUGGCAAAAUUUUCUCCAAAACGGGCGACGCCUAUCUGCUGGGAUUGAGCGUACCUGCCGUGUCCGAGAGCGACCGGGUGCAGAUUCUGCAAACGGAACAUGGAAUCAUUUGGAAACCGAUGCGCGAUAGCUACACGGUUACAGUAGAUUCACCAAAGAAAGAGAAGAAAUUCAAUGGCCUUAAAAGCUUCAUCGCUUAUCAGCUGACGCCUUCGCUAAACAACCAUCCAGUAUCGCGCCGGUAUAAACACUUCGAUUGGCUUCACGAGCGGCUGCUGAAUAAGUACUGCCUGAUUCCGAUUCCACCGUUGCCGGAUAAGCAAAUUUCCGGACGAUAUGACGAAGAGUUUGUUGAGCAUCGUCGUGUGCAACUGCAGGAAUUCGUUGAUUGGAUGUGCCGACAUCCGGUGCUGUCUACCUGCGCGGUCUGGAUGCACUUCCUUACGUGUACCGACGAGAAGAAAUGGAAAACAGGCAAACGCUCGGCCGAGAAGGAUCCCCUGGUGGGAACCACCUUCUGUGCGUCAAUCUUCCCACCGGACAAAACGCUCCUCCCCUCGCAAGUCGAAACCCAGGUGGACGCGUGCACCCUAUUCGUUCCUCAGAUGAACUCCGCCGUCAAGACCCUGUUCCAAAUCUGCAGCGACGAGUCGAAAAAGUUCCAGGGACAAUGGAAACAGGACUAUCAGCGUAUUGGCGAAGGCCUAUCGGAGCUGGCACGAUCUCUCGAAAUCGACGAACGUCGCCAGAAAACCGAGAUCAGUUUGGCCAACUCGGUCGGCCAUGCGGCCGGAAUCUUCAUCAGCAUCGGUCAGAUGUACGCCGACCAACCGAAACAUGAUUUCAUUCCCUUCUCGGAUCGCUUGCACAUCUACCGGGGACUGUUGAACACCUAUCCGGACUGUCUGAACGAGUACCGGAACGGCAUGCAGAAGCGGAAAGAGUGCGAAAAGCUAACGGCCGAGCAGAAGAUGGAGAACAGCCAGCUGGCGGAAGUCAACCGGAGGGUGGAUGUGAUGUCCUACGCGGUCCUCGCCGAGAUGGCGCACUUCCGCCAGGAGCGGGACACCCACCUCAAGGACACAUUGCGGAACUUUAUCGGAGCGCAGAUCGAGUUCUACCAGAACAUUGUGCGUCGGUUGGAGCAGGCGCAGUCGCAUUUCUAAGUGAGUUGCUUUUUCCUUAUUGCUAUUAUUAUGCUGCAGUUUAGGUAUAUCUUUAUGUAAGCUCAUUACUGUCAGUUAUGAUUGCGGAAUAGGCCGAUUAGGUUAUAGAAGUUGCCUGAGACGAGAAAAGGGAAGCAUUAUUAUUAAUAUGUACCCACCUAUAUUGAUAUGCGUUGUGUUGUAAUUAUUUGGACCUAGUUUAUUCUGCCGAGACAAUAAGAAAUGUAUUUGCUGGUCUGCUCAUAGCCGGUAGGUUACUUGCGUUGGUUAUUUCUUUCUCAUUUUUCGAACACACACUCACUUUAAACUGUCAUUACUCUGUACAUAUUGCAAUUUGCAUUGAGCUCCCAUUUGCUGACUUGAAUCAGUCCAAAUUUGAAUGAAAGCAGUGGAGUAUCAUGUAUUUUCAAUUAACACCCUGAAACUGAAACAAUUAACUGAUUUAGGCGCCUACACACAGUGGGACGAAUUCAAAAAAAGUGGGACAUGGCUAUUUGCGACAAAACGAUUGAGUAUAGCUUUUUGUUGUCUUCUAGAAUGUUUCUUUAUUUUUUAAGUACUUUAUUUAAGUAGUUAAAAAUUUGGUUAAGGAGGGUAUACACUCAGAUAAAAAAAAUAACUUUUUUAUGUCUUGUUAAAUUUGAUGAACACCUAUGGAAACAUUGAAGAUGAAGUCUUUUUAAGAAACUUUGUGCAAGGUGUAAACUCGUUGCCAGAUUUAGAACACGGGUUCGUAACCUUACCAUAAUCCAAUGUUAUGCGCCAACCGAUGCUGCCGAGCUACAGGACAAGGAGAAUUUUUACAGUCAACUGAAUGCCGUCGUGGAUAAGGUUCCAAAGGGUGACAUCAAGAUCUACACUGGCGACUUCAAUG
Ochlerotatus camptorhynchus is the source of this 2853-nucleotide messenger RNA. It is a transcript of the gene SH3PX1, whose product is annotated as sorting nexin 33-like protein SH3PX1. The transcript is spliced from 2 exons. Gene Ontology annotation, cellular component: plasma membrane; cytoplasmic vesicle. Lineage: Eukaryota; Metazoa; Arthropoda; Insecta; Diptera; Culicidae. Gene Ontology annotation, molecular function: protein binding; phosphatidylinositol binding. The record is from RefSeq and is a predicted model, not a curated record. Gene Ontology annotation, biological process: endocytosis; mitotic cell cycle; protein transport. Bases 240 to 1979 code for a protein of 579 amino acids.